AUGGAACUGUACUCGCGUCUUGCUCUUGGUGACGAUGAAAAGACAGCACUGUUCGUGUAUUUUACUAAGAACCUUGCUCAGAAAGCAGAAGCAGCUGCAGUUCUACCAGUCUGUAAAGAUGACACUGCCAGGUCAACGCUCCAAGACCCGAUUUGCGAUAGAGAUUUACACAUCUAUAUCAUUGUUGCGCAAUUCUUUGAAAAAAAAAGUCAUCUUCCUACGCGUCAGGUUCGCCAGCCCGUGCAUCGUUAUAUGAUUGCGAAGAAAGGAUUAAACGGUGAUGCUGAAGAUGCGGAGGCCAGUUUUACGUGGAAUUAUAUCAGGCCGAUGACUUCCUCUAUGGUAGAAAUGGAACAUGAUAUAGACUGGUUUGCCAGCGAUUGA
Molecule: messenger RNA, 384 nt
Organism: Paraglomus brasilianum
Lineage: Eukaryota; Fungi; Glomeromycota; Glomeromycetes; Paraglomerales; Paraglomeraceae
Source: the annotation of a GenBank genome assembly